Messenger RNA from Selaginella moellendorffii, 1928 nucleotides. RefSeq names its product eukaryotic translation initiation factor 3 subunit M. Gene Ontology annotation, molecular function: translation initiation factor activity. Gene Ontology annotation, biological process: cytoplasmic translational initiation. The record is from RefSeq and is a predicted model, not a curated record. Gene Ontology annotation, cellular component: eukaryotic translation initiation factor 3 complex; cytoplasm. NCBI's taxonomy places the organism in Eukaryota, Viridiplantae, Streptophyta, Lycopodiopsida, Selaginellales, Selaginellaceae. The transcript is spliced from 11 exons. The coding region runs from base 26 to 1258 and encodes 410 amino acids.
UUCACUUUAGCCCUAGUCGCCCAGCAUGACGACGCUCGUGGAGACUGGCGAGGAGGAUCCGGUGCUCGCCGUGGCGCGAUUCACAGCUGAUGUCGCGUGGGCCAAAGCUGGCGCUGAUGUCGCGGAGGCUGAGAUCUCCCGCAUUUGCGAGGAGGCUGAGAAUCUGGCCGUGGAGAAUCGGUGGUCGGAGCUUGUGUCGUUGCUCUUGACGUCGUCGGAGAUGGUUUUGAGCAACACUCCCGAGAAAGAUUCCGAGGCUGUGUUCUCUGUGAUAACGAAUCUAGUGUCCAAGGCCAGGAGUCCAGAUGAGGCUCUCGCGAUGGCUGAUCAGAUUGCUUCGAAAGUUACACCGAAUGUAACUGAUAAGCCGGCACUUCGUUUGAGAAUUCUUUUCAACUUAUACAACGUUCUUGACAAUCCGUAUGGACGUUUCCUUACAUUCAAGAGAGCUGUGGAUUUUGCUGUUAAUGGAAAAGUCACAGAGCUGGUGACCCCGUCUUUCAAGCGGAUGGAUGCGUUCUUAAAAGAGUGGAACAUCGCCAAGGCAGAGAAGAGAAAACUGUUUCUUGCCAUCACGAAUAUCUUGAAAGAUGGUAAAAGCUCUGCGAAAGACUCUUUCAGCUUCUUGCUGAAGUACCUGGCUACAUUUUCUGGAGAGGACAAUCAGACCCUUGGAGAAGCGAAGGAGGAAGCUGUGAGAGCAAUCAUUGAGUUUGUGAAAGCACCAGACAUGUUCCAGUGUGACCUGCUAGACAUGGCAGCUGUUUGUCAGCUUGAAAAGGAUUCCAAGUAUGCCCCAGUUUAUCGGCUUCUUGAGAUCUUUUUGACUUCUCGCCUGGAUGCAUAUCUAGAGUUUCAAGCCUCCAAUCCAAAUCUGUUUAAAAACUACGGAUUGGUGCAUGAGGAGUGCAUCACAAAGAUGCGACUUAUGUCACUGGCCGGGCUUGCCUCCAAAGCCUCGCGGGAAAUCCCUUAUGUAACGAUCAAGGAUGCAUUAAAGGUCGGAGAUGAUGAAGUCGAAUAUUGGAUCGUCAAGGGAAUAGCAACGAAGAUGUUGGAUGCAAAAAUGGAUCAAAUGCAUCAACAUGUUGUCAUAAGCCGCUGCACGGAGAGGGUGUUCGGCCCCACGCAAUGGAAAGAGCUCCGGGCGAAGCUGGCGGUUUGGAAGGAAAAUAUUUGGAAUGUGACAAGAAGUGUGGAGAAUGCAAGAGCUACAAACGGUGUACCAGUGGCUCUCCAAGGCCAAGUUGUCCAUUAGACAAGGAGGCGACGUAAAAAGUUUUGGUACAUUUUAUCUUUGACUUUAAAAUGGAAGUGACUAUAGAUUGUGAGCCUCUCCUGUGCAGUCGGUUGCUUUACAGCAUUGCGCUGAUUUGGAUUCCUUCGAUACUGUUGAAAUCCAAUCAAGCGGUGGUGAGAAUGACUGGAUCUGUGUUUUCUAGGUGGGAGAACAAAAAAGGAUUUGGUUUUCUGGGAAACGCACAGCUAGCCGACUUGCUCGGGCAGGUCCCACGUUGGAGGCUAAUGCUCGCUAAAAACAAAGGUCUAGAAGAUGAGCGCGGGGUAUCGAGCUGAUGCUGUCGUAAGACAAACUCGUCAUCUCCUCAAUCCUUGGCGCCAAUGCAAAGCGCCAGCACUGGAGGAGAGAAGUUUGACACAAACACAACACUGCUCAGUUAUGAGGUAGCUUCCCUCCACCCAACCCGGAAUCGCAACGUGUUUCUUCUCUCCAGUUCUUUUUGGUUCUUCCUCCAGAUUUUCCAGCUACAAACAAGCGCAGCAGUCUCGAAUGGUAUCUUACUGACUCAAAGACUUGAUAGCUGCGCAGCCUUUGAUAGUAUUGUUUUAUAAUCUACAAGCUUUGGCAAAUGGAUAAGCUUGUUCAUUAUCUGGAAGCUGAAUUGAAAGAACAUGAAUAGUUUCCUGUC